CAUCGUCGUCGUCUCCUGGCAACUCGGUGUAAAUAGUCCUCUAUGUUUGGCUUUGCAACUCAUAGUCAGUGACAAAAUGAAUAAAAACGUGUCUUCGGGCUGACACAUUUCGAUAUCGUGCUCUUUCAUUUCGUCGAAGCAACAUUUUGGAACGCGAUUUUGGCCAUUAUUUGCGGUUGAUCUGGAAUAAACCUGCCAAUGGGGCUGUUUGACAAACUAGCGGGAUGGCUCGGUUUAAAGAAGAAGGAGGUGAACGUAUUGUGCCUGGGACUCGACAACAGUGGAAAAACAACCAUCAUCAAUCAACUCAAACCAUCCAAUGCCCAGGCACAAGACAUUGUCCCAACCAUUGGCUUCAGUAUAGAGAAGUUCAAGACUUCAAGUCUCUCCUUCACAGUUUUUGACAUGUCAGGCCAAGGCAGAUACAGGAACCUGUGGGAGCACUACUACAAGGAGGGUCAAGCCAUCAUAUUUGUCAUCGACAGCAGUGACAAGUUGAGAAUGGUGGUGGCCAAAGAAGAGUUGGAUACACUCUUUAACCAUCCAGACAUAAAGCACAGACGGAUACCCAUCUUGUUCUUUGCCAACAAGAUGGAUGUUCGAGAUGCCCUGUCUUCAGUCAAAGUCUCCCAGCUACUCUGUCUGGAAAACAUCAAAGACAAACCCUGGCACAUCUGCGCCAGCGAUGCUGUCAAAGGAGAGGGUUUACAAGAAGGAGUCGACUGGCUACAAGAGCAAAUUUCACUAUCAGAUCAGAACGAUGAGAACGUGAGGUCAUAGAGGACCUCCCAGGGGAAACACCAGCGCCCUAGACACAGUAACCAACGCAACGGCAAAGUCCCACCACAGCGGAAAACCCUCACCCCAUUUCCCAUACACACACGCGCUUGCCAUCUCUCUCUUCAAACCCACAUGUUGAAGCCAGCCAGACACUUCCCCAUUUUCCAUCAGCAGUGUUUGUGAGUGAGAAGCUGGCCUUAGAAGCAGCUGUUAGGAACACCUUGUUAGGUGAGCAGAUGUAGAAGGAGGGGCUACAGUGUGACUUCUGCAGCUAACAGAAGAUGUUCUGUCUUAAUGGAGACUUGGCAGUUUAUGUUAUUUGUAGGGGAAAAAGUUAUCUUCCAAAAAAACGACAGAACAUUCAAUAUGAAUGAUAUGCUUUCAGUUGAUCUUUUCCUAAAUAACUGUACUAAAUAAUUGUAUAAUAAAGUGUCUAGUGAGAUGUAUAUAGAGUUAUCAGAUAUAGAUAGAUAUAUAUAUAAACAGGUUCAUGUUAGUUCUCAUGUUAGUCCUGAAAACUAACCGAUAGAUAUGAUGCCUUAUCUAUUACUAAUCAAGUGAGACAAAUAUGCUGGUUUUCAUUUCAAAUCAUUACAUUGCUAAUGGAAGGCUGUACAUGCCUCCCUGAAGUUCACAUGUGAAGUAACAUUAUGACUUUUCAUUAAUACAGUUGGACCAAGCAAUGCUGGUAUGUCAGCUCCAGUGUCAUCCCAAAUGUACCAGUCUGUUUGUAACCUGCAUUUAUGAUAUGAUGCUUGAUUUUUACAAUAGCAGGUAUUUUCUUGUGGGUUAAGGAAGGGUUUUGUAUUAAAAUCCAUCCAUUCUGUUUUAUGAUUGUAUAUUUGAAUAUGAAACUGUUUAGUCAAGGCACAGUACAUUUUCCAUCAAGUCUUGAUGGAACGUCUCAGUACUUUCCCAUUCUUCAUUGUAAAGUAAAGAUGAUAAGGAAGUGUCUGGAUUGUUUGUAGUAGUCAAAGCAUCCUCAGUUAUUGUAUAGUUUGUACUACUAAGGCUACAUUUACUGUAGAGAAUUUGUAUUCAUAUGUUGUUGAUAAUGUACACAUAGAAUCAGAAUCAGAAUGGGAUUUAUUCGCCAUGAAAGUUUGCACAGACAAGGAAAUUACUUUGGCAGGAAGGUGCAUACAAUAAACAUAUAGGAACC
Molecule: messenger RNA, 1942 nt
Organism: Hypomesus transpacificus
Lineage: Eukaryota; Metazoa; Chordata; Actinopteri; Osmeriformes; Osmeridae
Gene: arl6
Product: ADP-ribosylation factor-like 6
Exons: 9
Coding region: 199-780 (193 amino acids)
Biological process (GO): protein localization to cilium; vesicle-mediated transport; intracellular protein transport
Cellular component (GO): axoneme; cytoplasm
Molecular function (GO): GTP binding; GTPase activity
Source: RefSeq, a predicted model, not a curated record